Anoplophora glabripennis (Asian longhorned beetle) is the source of this 7402-nucleotide messenger RNA. RefSeq names its product protein kinase C-binding protein 1 (gene Zmynd8). The transcript has 14 exons. NCBI's taxonomy places the organism in Eukaryota, Metazoa, Arthropoda, Insecta, Coleoptera, Cerambycidae. Bases 377 to 5920 code for a protein of 1847 amino acids. Gene Ontology annotation, molecular function: protein binding. The record is from RefSeq and is a predicted model, not a curated record. Gene Ontology annotation, biological process: regulation of DNA-templated transcription.
AGUAGUAGUUGUUAUGAAUGAUAAUCCAAUAAUUGCUAAAAAAAAAUGUAGCGGAUAAUCAAAAAGCUCAAUUUCAUCGAUAUAUGUCUCAAAGGGUAAAAGAGUUAUGUACCUAAUGAAAGAAAUUAUUAGGUUAGAGUUGUAUUAUUUUGUAUACACAACUACUAAAAUUCUCCGCUAGAGUCUCAAUCUUAAGUCUUGCGACGCCGUAUGUCGUAGUAUAAUCUUAUAUCUAUUAUCUAUUAUCUACUGUAAAAGUUAAUAAAUAAUGCUGCUGAUUCAAGAGGACAGACAGUAAACAGUGAGCUAUAUUUUAUCAUACAUUACAUUAAGAAAAUAGAUGUCUUAUGUCUAGCAGUACCAGCAACAUUUCACUAUGUCAGACCAGCGGGUGAGUAAAGUUGUAGACGAAGCGUUCAACCUUGAAUCGAAGUCAAAUUCACCUGUAAAUAUAAAUAAAGACCUAAUAGAAGAUAUUAUUGGUACUGUAAGUCAACCUGAGAAUUCCCCGGAAUCAUUAGAUACUAAAGAUAAUCAUGUUACUACUGAGAAAACAAACGAAGUUGACAACAGUGAACAAACAAAUUCAAAGAAAUCGAGAGAGUUAAAAUUGUUACUAGCACUUUCCAAAGAAGCUAAUCUUGAUACGAACAUAUCGCAUAAAAGAAAUUCAUUGGAAGGAAAUAAAAUCAAGGCUAAAGAUCAUUGUAAGACUAUUAGUUCUGCGUUAGAUACUGAAUUAAAACGGGUACCAAAAGUGGCUCACGAAAAUAGAAACUUCAGAUACCCGGUAACUGCAGAAUCCGAAUUGGAAUUAGACAUUUCUGAUAAUGAUAAGAAAUACUUGACAGACAAUUCCAAUAAAGCCUCAAAAAGGAAAAGGGAUGAUUUAAAUGAGGUUAGCAUAGGUGGCGCCACAGAAGAAUUUGGUAAAAAGAAUAAAAAAUCACUCUCAAGUGAUAUGGCUAAAUUUAAGCAAAAUAAGGAUGUGUUCUGUUGGAGGUGCCACAGAGAAGCUGUCAAUAUAGCAUGUGAGACUUGCCCCCGCUCGUAUCAUCAGAAAUGUUUAAAACAAACUAUAAAUGAUACAGAACACUGGCCAUGCCCUGAAUGUGUUUCAAUUUUAAAAGCAGAAAGCACUCAAACAAGGUCUACUGCUAUGAAAGGAAUGACUCUAGAACAUUUAUGUAGUUUGCUCAAAUUUGCAGUAAACAGAAUGAUUCAAUGUCAGGGGUCAGAACCAUUCCUACAUCCUGUAAAUGAUAGUGAAUUUCCGGACUAUAAAAAUUAUAUCGUUCAACCCAUGGAUUUAACAAAAAUGGAGAAAAAUAUCAAGGGGAAUUUGUAUGGAAGCACACAAGCGUUUGAGGCAGAUGCAAAAUGGCUAUUACAUAAUAGUAUUAUAUACAAUUCAUAUCAGUCAAAAUUAACAUCAGCAGCCAAAAGUAUUAUCAAGAUUUGUAAGCAAGAAAUGGCAGAAAUAGAAAAUUGUCCCUCGUGUUACUUGAAUGCCAAUACAAAAAAGAACACCUGGUUUGUUGAAGUUUGCCCUAAGCCACAUUUAUUGGUUUGGGCAAAAUUAAAAGGUUUUCCAUUUUGGCCAGCUAAGGCAAUGUGUACCAACACAUCAGGAAUGGUAGAUGUCCGAUUUUUUGGGGCCCACGAUAGAGCUUGGGUGCAUUACAAAGAAUGUUACCUUUUCUCUGAAAAAGACCCUAAUACUUUUAAGCAAAAGAGAUAUGAUAUCGAAAAAUGUAUUGACGAGUUGAAUAUAUACAUUGAGAAUCUCAAAAAGAUAUAUGGAGAAUUCAAAUAUGCACCAUACAAAACACUACUAGAGCCCGAUAACGAAACUAAACAGCUACAAAUAUUUUUACCAAAAUAUAAAACUCCUUCUCGAAAAAAAAAUAAAAUUGAUAACAUUAACAGUAAAGUUAAUUUUAUAGAGGAUAAGAAAGAGAAAAAAGUGAUAGCAGAUAAUACUUCAGAAGUUGGGAAUGAUAAAACUAAUUCACCAGAGGAAAAUAAAAAGGAUGAUGAAAAUAAAACUCAAUCAGUAACGCAACAACAAAAUAAUAUCGAAAUGGAGAAAACUGUUUCAGAUGUUAAAAAUAACGAUCCCGAUAUUAAUCAAAAUGGCACAGACAUGAACGUAAAUGGGUCUGAUGCAUCAUAUAGUGUUAGUAAAUUCGACGAUGAUGCUAUUAUGGAGGGGUAUGGUACUGAUGAUGAUACAAAUACUGAAAUUGAUUUAGAACGAAGAAAAAAUUUCAUUGGCAAGACUACUGAAAAAGCGAAAGAGACGAUUGAGGAAAUAACGCAAGAAGAGGAAGAAGAGGAUGACACUCAAGUGCCAAGUAAUAUUUCAGUUGAUAGUUCCAAUAUAAAAGAGAGUGAGAGAAAACAGGAAUGUGUUCCAGAUAACGAGCCUUUGGCCAGACGAAUAUCUGAUGCCAUUUACAACCAAAAACGUCAGUCUACUGAAGACGUGAUACAAUCGUCACAAAAAAUAGCUAGAAGGAACAGCGAUUUAAGUGUAAAAAGUGAUUCAGCUCUAAUGCCCAGCAUAUCAGAAAAAAUUAAUAGGGUUGACAUUUCCGAGAAUAUGGAGAUUACACUCGGUAAUGACGAUAUAGGUUGCAUCAGUAUUUCGGAAAACAUAUCUUCAAAUUCAAGUGACAGUGAGUUAUCCAGAUCAGAAAUUGAACAAAGCAAAAGGAAACCUGUUCAGGUUGAUAUCGAAAAUGCAGAAUUCACAAUCUCUCCUACAAAUAAACUUAAGAUAUCAGAUAAAUUGAUCAAACGGUUAUCUGAUUCAGACAAAAAUGCAGAUUCUAAGAUAGAAGAAGCCAGGAGAAAUAUUAAUGACAAAAAAUCGCCAACAGACAUACUUAUUGAGAAAUUUAGGCACGUAGUUGAUCAUGAAAUAGUAGAUUUUAGCCAGCCCAGUACUUCGUCAGUAGAAGACAGUGAUAAAUCUUGCAAUUCCAAUAGUGAAUGCCUUGAUCCGUCAACUAAAACAUGUGAUCUAAGAGAGAUUAGUGUUGGCGAUAAUACAACAGAAACUGCUCCUUCACCAAUCACAAAUGAAGAUAUUUUGGUUCAAAGCAACUGUGAUAAUAUAACCCAGAACAAAGAUGAAGCUGAUCAUGAACCAAAAAUUAUUAGCAUUACAGAUAAUAUUAUAGAUAUAGCUGCUAAAAAGUAUGAUUUAGCUGAGAAAAUUGAUGAGACACCUUUAGAUCCCAAACAAGAUGAUAUCGAGAAGGAAUAUAGUAAAAUUGAAAUUAAUGUGGAAUCAAAAAAAUCUGACAAUUUCAAUGGAGAACUGGUGGUGUCACCUAAAGACAAUGAAGCUUCGGAAUUACAACCCUCUGAAGAACUGCCAAGAAAACAAAGAGCUUUAAUUCAACCUUCCAUAACUGAAUUUACCAUUUCCUCAACAAACACGCCAGCUUUAAAUGGAAAGAGUAAUUCCAGUGGAACUGAAGAUAAUGCAAACGCUAAUUUUUCCGUUACUGACAAACCUACACCACAGAAUGAAAAAAUGAUUCAUCCUGAAGUAUUAAAUAUUAUAGAAGAGUUUGAGGAUAGUGAAGAAGUAGAAGAGUUGGAAGAUAUUGAAAUAGACAAGAACAACAUUUUUAAUAUUAUACAUUCUUCUUUGAAUGAAGCCAAGUCUAUAGAAGCUGAUAAACAAGGCAGGACAUAUUCCAAUGAAAAUAACACCUUGUUAAAUUCAAAAAUGCUUAGUAGAAAACGGAAAGUUAUUUCUAACGAAAACUCAACUCAAGCUAAAUUAGUCAAACUGGUCCCCAUUGAAACUAUAUUAAACAAAUCCAAAGAGAAAGAAAUUUCUAAUAGUCCUUUACUGCAAAAGUCCCUGCAAGGCAAGAAAAUGAUACGUAAACCGUCCUCUUCAAGUUCAACACCAAUGAGCUCAGUUAGCAGACAGAGUUCCGUUCAAGAAAUCCUAACUGAGGAUAUUAAAAGUGAACCAGAGACAGAUGAUGAUUUUAGUGAGUCUGAAAACUUAGAGGCUAAGAGAAAGUAUUUGUCAGCUUUAAAUAUAUCUGAAAAAAUAAACGAUCCUAAUAAAAAACAAGGCAAUGCGAUCAGAACCCGAUCUAAAACGGAGGAGAAGAGAGAGAAAUUUAAAAAGCUGGAUAAUUUAACGAGAAUAAUCGAUGAUGUAGCAAUGAACUUUAGUGCCAGUAGUGACAGACUGGAAUUGGGUACCCAAAACUUGGAUGUACGACAAAGUGUUUCUAAUUCCCUUGAAGGAGAAAUUUUUGUUAAAUCUUUUGCAAAAAUGACACCGUACAAACCGAGAGCUAGAAAAUCCUUUCCUACACCUACUUAUAUAAAACCUAAUGUUCAGCCUAAACUUAGUAGCCAAGUUAGUUUACUAAAAAAAGAUACCUUCCCAAAUAAUGCUGCACCCAAAAAAGACUUUCCAAAGACUAAUACAACUGCUACCAAAGCCGUGAUUAGCAAUUCAGUUACAACCACGACACAGUCACAGCAAACUACAGAAAUUGGAAGCAGUUCAGUGUCUCAUGUUAUUAUACUUCCUCCCAACCAAACUAUCAACUACAGCAGCCCCAUGCUAACUGUGGUUUCACCUGUUGUCUGUACAACUGCAGCUAAUUCUUCUCCACCUCCGUUAACGCACACAUUACAUAAAACCAUACCGGUUGCACCUAAUGUAGUAGCGUCUCAGAAUUAUAUUCCACAAAGUGAAGAAAGAGGUGAUAAUUCCGUUAAUACUAACGCAGACGCAAAUAAUACACUUAUCCAGCCAGUAACGGCUACAAGAGAGUCAAAUCAGAGACCAGAUACAGAGAAUAAUACUAAUCCUACUGUUGAACCAGCACAAGAUGAUGAAUUUACUGUCCUUAAUGGUUUAUUACCUGAAACUGUUAGUAGGGCAGUAAGCGAUUUACUCCUAAGAGCUCCACCCAAAUUAAAACCUAGACCUCCAGGGCCAUUAAGCACAAUAUUUGAUGAAGGGAUACCUAGCUCUGCCGGAAACGUUACUGCCAAAAUUAACGCUGUGGCAUAUAGACUGGGAGAUUACUUCCGAGGUAUGUUAAUAGAGACCCUUGAAGACCUCGGCAAGUCUGCCACUCCUGAAGCUAAAAUAACAAGUCUGCAAAUGGAAAUUGAAGCUUUAAAACAUCGUCACAGCGUGGAAAUGGCAGAGAUACGAAAAAAUGUUUGUACAAUCCUUAAAGAUAUACAAAAAAGUAUAAUUGAAGAUAGAGAACGUAUUAUCGAUGAAACCAGAGCUGCUUGCGAAGCUGAGACGAUUAAAAGAGUUGAAUUGUCUAAAUCCAAACAAUGGUGUGCUAAUUGUUCUAAGGAAGCACAGUUUUACUGCUGUUGGAAUACAAGUUAUUGUGAUUAUCCCUGCCAACAGAAGCAUUGGCCGCAACAUGUGGGCAAAUGUACACAAAACAUAGAAAAGGGUAAUAAUAUUUCAGCACCUCCCAAUCGUCCUUCAGGACAGCAGUUAAUCUUAAGACCUGCGGCACCUCCAAAACCUGGGAUGGGGAGAAUUGUUGCCAAACCUACCAAAGUGUACAUGAAUAGAAAUGCGGGAACACCUAAAACAUUUAAGCAGACUCUGACAACAACAGGAAAUCAUUUGACUGUAAUAGAAACAACACCAGGAAACUAUGAAUUAGUUGGAAACGGACCCAUAACUGUAUCUGGUAAACUGUUAGCAACUAGUUCCGGGAUAUUUCAUCCAAAAUUUAAAACAGCUAAUGUAGUGACAGUAGCUUCCCCUUCAUCUAGUGGAAAUACAGACCAAAGGAAUAUUCAAAGGAUUAACACUAGUUCUGAACCAACCAAUCCUGCCACAUCCACAGCUAGCUCAUCUGUUACCACCGUAGUAGAUGACGAUUCUGAUUAGUUUUCUUAAAUUAAACUACAAAAAUUCUAACUUGUCAUAUAUUAUAUUGUUGAAACAGUAAGUGCAUACAAGUUUUUGAACUCUCAUGUUUUACAGAUUUAAAACUUUAUUUUUAUAUAUUUUUUUUAUAUAUAAAAUUUCGAGUGUAAAAAAUAACGAAUUCAAGCAGUUCAUCUAAACCCACAAAGAGAUUGAUUACAAAAUAUUUUGAUAAUACAAAAACUUUAAAAAAGUAAACUUUAUUCAAAGUGAAUCAAAUUUAACCACAAAAAAAAAGAGAUUUUCCUGAUAAACUAUGGUAAUGCUUUAUAAUGUUUUCUGUGUACAGCACUGUAUUGGUUUGAAUUCAAGAUCUUGUUUUUUGUAAUAUUUUUGUUGUGCAUGGGCAACUGCACAAUUUGAAGUACCUUUAUUAUUUUUUUUAUAAUACAAGGGUGUAGGUAUGAAUGUUUUUAUCUCAACUUUUAUGUAAAGAAGGCAUACUAGUUUGAAGUCUCAAAAAUGGACAAAUGUGAAAUAGUGAAAAUGUUAUUUUUUUAUUUAAUUUAUUGGCAUUGUUUGAAGGUUUUAAGAGUUUCUAACAAUGCAGGCAACUGGCUUUGUGUUUUCAUUUGAUCCGUACUUUUUGUGUCACUGUAAAUGUGCAACCUGAACUUUUAGUUUAUUUUCUUCUAAACUACAUUUUUCAUACUUCACACUAAUUUGUAUUAUUUUAGGGAUUAAACUACGAUUGCGUCAGUGGCACAAAAAAGGGUCAUUCCUCAAUAUCUACACUUUUAUAAUAUAGAAUAUAUUGAAGCAGCAUCAAAUUAUGCAGUUCAUGUAGCAACCAAACCAAAUUUUUCUUCAAGAAGUACUAAUAAAAAAAUAAAAUCCCAUUCAAAUUUAUUUGAAUAACAUAUUAGAUGUUCUAACUUUUUAUCAAACUGGCUACUUUUAUAUAUAUUUUUCUAAACUAAAUUAUUACACAAUGUUAGAGAACUAUAAGGAAGACAUAUUAAUAUUUUACAAUAAUUAAUCUAAAGUAAAUUUUCAGAAUAAAUAGUAUUCUCUCUCUGAAUUUGUGUUAAAAUUUACAUACAAAUAUUUUGACAUGUCCCCACGCUAAGGUUUUUUUUUCUGUGUGAUAUACGUAUACAAAUUUAUGUAUAAAUAUUGGAUAAAUUUUAACUAGUUGCACUGAGCCAAACAAAUUUGUUUCUUUAUUGUGCAGCUAAAUUUCUACAAUGUAAUAAAAUGGAAUGUAUUCAUUUAUUGUAUAUAGUUGUAUAUUUUCAUAUGUUUAUCGUUGAUCUGAUUUUUUUUAAUUUGAACAUUUAUUGAAAAAUGUAAAUGUUUGGUAUUUUAAUGUUUAAACUGACAUUUUCAAUUUUUUUUUAAUAUAUAUAUAUGUAUUAGUGUAUAUUACAAUUAAGGUACAUAUUAGCUUUCGUUAGAAAAUAUUUCAUGUUUAGUUUAAAUAAAAACCGUUUUAUAUUUGUA